Messenger RNA from Drosophila erecta, 1148 nucleotides. RefSeq names its product cyclin-Q (gene koko). Gene Ontology annotation, molecular function: cyclin-dependent protein serine/threonine kinase regulator activity. Bases 97 to 876 code for a protein of 259 amino acids. NCBI's taxonomy places the organism in Eukaryota, Metazoa, Arthropoda, Insecta, Diptera, Drosophilidae. The transcript has 4 exons. Gene Ontology annotation, cellular component: nucleus. The record is from RefSeq and is a predicted model, not a curated record. Gene Ontology annotation, biological process: regulation of transcription by RNA polymerase II.
GAGAGCGGCUCUGGAGAGUCAGUGUUGAGCAACAAUUGAUUUUUUUUUUGCAGACUUUCAAAUUUGACACGUGAAGUUCGGCCCGGAAAAAUCAGCAUGAAAAACGUUUUGGAUGUAAUGUCGUUGCAGCAGCACGUGGAGUCGAACAAGGCGCAGACCAUGAAGCCCAUCGACUAUCGCAAAGUGAACAAACCAGGCGUGGUGCCGAUGUACAUCUUCGAAUGCGCUGCCAAGUUGAAAAUGAAACCACUGACGGCGGCCUGUGCGGCAAUAGUGUUCCAUCGUUUCUUCCGGGAGGUCAAGGCCAGUGACUACGACGAGUUCCUCAUUGCCGCGUCCUCGCUGUACUUGGCUGGCAAAAUCAAGGAAGACGAAACAGUCAAGAUUCGCGAUGUCAUCAACGUGGCAUAUUGCACCCUGAACCGGGGUAAUGCUCCAUUGGACCUGAACGAUGAGUACUGGUCGAUGAGGGAUGCCAUUGUCCAGGCCGAGCUGCUCAUCACGCGCACCCUGGGAUUCGAUCUCAACAUAGAUCUGGCCCACAAGUACUUACUGCACUACAUGAAGACCCUGCAAGACUGGGUAGGCCCCGAGGUGUGGAACUCGGUGCCCAUUGCCAAGGCAGCCGCCUCCUAUCUGCAAGACUUUCACCACAGCGCCAAUAUCCUCAAGUACAAGCCCACCCAUGUUGCCAUUGGAUGCCUGUCGCUGGCGCUCCAGACAUACGGCAUCCAGGUGCCACUCACCGACGAGUCCGACGAAUCCGCCAUGUGGUACAAGCCCUUGGUCAAGGACUUCACCAGAGAGAAUCAGUGGGAAAUCAUCGAGAACGUGAUCGAAGUGUACAAGCAUGAGGCCUUCCUGAAGGCCGCCUAAUCCCUCCGAGACUGACAAAACCAUUCCUUCUUCCAUCUGAACUUAUUUAUUUCCCCUAGCACCUCAUAAACCAAUCUCAGAUUUUACUAGACGUAUGCUCAAAUGUCCAUUGCAUUUACAUGCACUCGCCAAAACAAAUAAAUUUACCGGGAAUGAAAUGUUUAUGUCCUCGGAGGGCGAGAGUACUUUUACCUAUCACCGGAGAAGAUAGUUCUAUUCCUAAAGCUUACUUAUUUAUACAAUGGUUCAAUAAAAAAUUGUUCUGUGAAAAA